This is a messenger RNA of Theobroma cacao (cacao), 1662 nucleotides long. RefSeq lists its product as uncharacterized. Gene Ontology annotation, molecular function: zinc ion binding; nucleic acid binding. The record is from RefSeq and is a predicted model, not a curated record. Lineage: Eukaryota; Viridiplantae; Streptophyta; Magnoliopsida; Malvales; Malvaceae.
AUGCCGUGGAUAAAAUGCAAUAAUCUGAUUGUUGCCUGGUUGCUUGAAUCUUUAACACCAUUAAUUGCUUCCAUUGUUUUCUAUAUGAGUAAUGUGGCUCAAAUCUGGGAAACCCUAAAAUGUAGGUUUUCAUUGCCAGAUGGUGUUAGAAUUUGUAAUUUGCAGCACACACUUAAUGGCAUUACUCAAGGAAGUAGAUCAGUUGAUCUGUAUUUUAUUGAGUUGAAUUCUGUUUGGGAAGAGUUGCGUAGUGUUCGCCCCCUACCUAAGUGUACUUGUGGAGGUUUUCAGGAAUUUGUUGAUCAGAUGGCUAAGGAUAAUAUCUUUCGAUUCUUAAAUGGAUUGAAUGAUAGCUUUUCUGCUCUAAGAUCACAAAUUAUAAUGAUGAAGCCUUUUCCAUCUUUGGAUAAGGCAUAUAAUCUUGUUUUAAAGGAAGAAAAUCAGAGGAAUUUCCAUGUCACGGUUCAACCAUUAAGUGAGACUGCUGCUAUGUCAGUAGUUGCUAGUGAAAAAUCAAAGGGAAAAUCUGAUUUCUUAUGCUCACAUUGUGGAAAGAAGGGGCACUUAAAGGAGAAGUGUUAUCGACUGAUUGGAUUUCCUGCAGAUGUUAAGUUCAACAAGAACAAAUCUAAUGGUAAUAAUAAAAGGAGUCAAUAUUAUUCUGCCAACAAUGUGACUUCUGUGGCCAAGUCUGAUGAAGCUGAAUAUGAGGGUAUCAACGGUUUAAUGUCUCAAAUCAGCCUUUCUAAGGAUCAAAUUCAUAAGCUGCUGUCUCUCAUCAAUGAACAACCAUCAAUCAAUCAAUAUGAUACUCCUACAACAUCCAGUCAGCAAAGUAAGACUGCUUUGGUAAAUUCAACCGUGGCAGUUGCUUCAAUGAGUUCAUUUCUGAAUAGUGAUGCCUGGAUACUUGAUACUAGUGUUACUGAUCAUAUAGCUUGUAAUCUUAAAAAUUUUACUGCAUAUAGGAAAGUUCAUGAUGUUUUUGUUCAAUUGCCAAACAAAAUGAAUGUCUUGCAACAUCAAUCAACUUCACGUUCUGUUUCUGAUUUGUCUUCUUCACAUGAUGCUUCUUUACCUACCCACCUUUUAGUUGUUCCAGAUACACAUUUUGUUGAUAUUCCUUCUCAACCAAUAUCUGACAAUAGUUCUGUUCCUGUUGCUGAUAAUUCUUUUGAUUCUGUUGUUGAUACUUCUGCUUCUAUUUUCAAAAUGGAUUUGCAUGAUUUAAAUGCUAAUUUGCCUGAGUUGAGUGAACCUACAAUUCUACCUGCUGAAGAACCACAUCUACAUAAUUCACCAUCUAAUAUUAGAAAAAGUACUAGACAAAGACACCCACCAAAAUACCUUGAGGCUUAUCAUUGUACCUUUCCUACACAAGCCAAUUUUGUUACCAAAUAUCCCAUCACCAAAUAUUUGUCUAGUAAUCAACUCUCACCCGAUCAUAAAGUUUUUACAGUAGCUUUGUCUCAUAUACUUGAACCCACCUAUUAUCAUCAAGCUGUAAAACAUGUUCAAUGGAGGGAGGCUAUGCAAUCUGAAUUAGAUGCUUUAGAGGCAAAUGGGACAUGGACAGUGGUACCUUUACCUCCUAAUUCUCAUGCUAUUGGAUGUAAAUGGGUCUACAAGGUUAAGCUAAAUGCUGAUGACUCUGCUGAGUGA